AUGAAUUUGUCUUCUCUGCCGCGGCGAUAUCAGCUCGCCGCCGGUCUCGUCUUCCUCCUCCUCCUCCUCCUCCUCUACACGCUUUCACGACUCCAACUCUCGUCAUUCCAAACUUUGCACUUUCCAGCUGGCGGGCAAGCUGUGCAUCAUGAGGCUGCGGCCGGCGCGAGCACUCAUGAGACCGUUUUCCAUCCCCUGGCUGCGCCGAAGCUGAGCAGCUCAAUGACAGCACCCUCCCCGGCCCCUGAAAUAACUGCCGCCACACCCGCUUCAGUUGCUGCACCUUCAGCUUCUGGAACAGCUUCCGCCAUACCCGCUGGUCAUGCCGCACCAGUUGAACCCCAGUGGUGCUACGAGCGGUUCCAGUUGGACUACCUCUACAGCCUUGCGGGUUCCUCGACCAAGUACUGCGCCGACAGUUCCAAGUCCAAUCUUACUUGCUUCCACAGCCAGACUGCGAAGGAUGGGCGCACCGACUCGUUCUGCGUUGGCGGCCCUUCAUCUUUCGACCCCAGACUCAAAAAGUUCAAGCUGGACUGCCAGCUGCGCGGGUGGGCCGCUGAAGGUCCUCCCCAUCACGUGCCCACCUUCGAAAAAUUUGCGCAGUAUCGAUACCAGACGGGGCCGAAAUAUAUCUUUGACAACUACAUUACGUGA
Coniosporium apollinis CBS 100218 is the source of this 657-nucleotide messenger RNA. RefSeq lists its product as uncharacterized. Lineage: Eukaryota; Fungi; Ascomycota; Dothideomycetes. The record is from RefSeq and is a predicted model, not a curated record. The transcript has a single exon. The coding region runs from base 1 to 657 and encodes 218 amino acids.